CUUGGGCACUGAAGUAGCUGAAAUGAGAAAGAGGCAGCAGUCACAAAAUGAAGGAACAUCAGCUGUGUCUCAAGCACCUGGAAACCAAAGGCCCAACAACACAUGUUGCUUUUGUUGGUGCUGUUGCUGCAGCUGUUCAUGCCUCACUGUUAGGAAUGAAGACAGAGGAGACAAUGCAGGAAGGCCAACGCAUACGACCAAACUGGAGAGUAUCCAAGUCAUAGAAGAAUGCCAAAACCCUACUGCAGAUGAAAUUUUGUCUUGGGCUCAGAAUUUUGACAAGAUGAUGAAAACACCAGCUGGGAGGAACCUUUUCAGAGAGUUUCUUAGAACAGAGUAUAGUGAGGAGAACCUGCUUUUCUGGCUUGCAUGUGAAGAUCUAAAGAAGGAACAGAACAAGAAAGUUAUUGAAGAAAAAGCAAGACUUAUAUAUGAAGAUUACAUUUCUAUACUAUCACCAAAAGAGGUUAGUCUUGAUUCCCGGGUGAGAGAAGUGAUCAACAGAAACUUGUUGGAUCCCAGCCCUCACAUGUAUGAAGAUGCCCAGCUCCAGAUAUACACCCUAAUGCACAGAGACUCUUUUCCAAGGUUUUUGAACUCUCAGAUUUAUAAGUCUCUUGUUGAAAGUAUUACAGGCUCUACUUCUGAAACUUAGUUUUUAAUUUUCAAACAAAAUAACUUGUUUUUUUUUUGGGUGGGUGGGAUGGAAGAAAAGUAGUUUAAUAACAUCUGGAGCUGGGUUCCUGGAGAACUACAGUUUAGCACUACUCAGGCUACUGUGAAGAAAACAAAUACAUAUUAUGAUCUCUGUCUACAUUUUUACCAAGGUCCUCCUUGCUCAAGAUGGCAUGGGAGGGGAAGAAUGGAUUUGCCAAAAUACAUUUGUUUCACACUCCUUUCACCCUACUGCAGUCAAGAUUGCAAUGAUGUAUUUGUAGUUUUAUGAACAGUCUCCUUGUGUAUCCUCACAUUGCAUGUGCAAGGUAAAACUGCUUCACUUACCACUUAGUUGUUGCAAUAUUUAAUCCAAUAACAUAAAUUAUAUCUGUAUUUAAGGACUUUUUUUGUGCAAUACAGUCCUAUGGUACAUAGAUACAAUUGCAGCAAACCAGAAAGAGGCUUGCAUUUUUUAACAUCACUAACUGAAAAAAGCCAAUUUUUAAGGUGUAGCAUUACUCAACAUCCUCUACUGAGUACAGUACGCUGACUUUUUGAAGCCAAUAUUUCUGUACAGAGAAAAAGAGCUAUUUAUCACUGUUUAUUUAAAAUAAAUCAAGUGGAGGAUUUCUCUGGUUGUUCACUGCCAAAACUGUGGCAUUUUCAUUACAGAGUUUGCAAUGUCAAAAAAAAAAAAAAAAGAAAAGAAAAAAAAGCACAAAUUACUUAAAGGGAUCCAUAUCUGGGUGACAAAAUCUAUGCGCUGAUAUUGUUAAAUUGUUAAAAGAACAAAGAUUUUCAAUGUACAUUUCAGAUGUCAGAUACUGUAAUUGAUUUAUUAAAGACUGGCUAUCCAGUUCUAACACUGUUGUAUAAUGUAUGUACUUCAGCAAAAAACAAAACAAAAAAACAACACAAAGAGCUUGAUAAUUUAGUUUUUUGAAUAAAGAAAUUUAAUAAAAGAUUGCCUACAUGUAGCAUUUUAGAGCAUUUUAGAACCUUUUGAUGAAUUGCAUCUGUCCUGUAAGAUUUUUUUUUGAAAGCUAAAUCUGGUAAAAAAUGUUUUUAAACAAAGUAAUGUUUUACGAGGUGGCGGGUUAAAGAAGACUUAGCUUCUAGCCUCAUUGAUUUUGAAUAACUCCUUGAAAACAAGGGGUUUGGAGAGUAAUACUAAACCAAACUUCAAGGGCUCCUAAACCUACAGAUCUUACCCAAGCAAAAUGCCUAUGGAAAUGCAAUGGGUGUCUUUCCUGGGUAAAGAAUCCUGUACUGAGCCCUUAAUCAGAGGUAAGGCAGCAUAGUACUCCCAUCACUUGGCUGCCAUGGUGUUUUUAAUAGGUGUUUGCUUGGCCUUUUUAUCAAAAAAAUGUCCCAUUUCAGGACACAUUUUGAUGUUUAAAGAGACAGUGACUUGGAACUUCAAAAAACCUAUCCUCAUACCUACCAUACACAAGCAAAAUGAGCAUUAGCAUCUCUCAUAAACUGCUAAAGAUAUACCAAGAAAUGUCUUUGAAUACUUGCUAAAUACAUAUAUGUACAUAUGUGUGUAUAUAUAUAUAUAUAUA
Molecule: messenger RNA, 2222 nt
Organism: Manacus vitellinus (golden-collared manakin)
Lineage: Eukaryota; Metazoa; Chordata; Aves; Passeriformes; Pipridae
Gene: RGS17
Product: regulator of G protein signaling 17
Exons: 4
Coding region: 23-655 (210 amino acids)
Source: RefSeq, a predicted model, not a curated record